AUGUCAAAGAAAGAGAUAAGUGGGCAUCAUCUGAUCGAGUUCAUGAUGGUGAAAUGGGGUCUAAAGUCCGUUAAACUUGUGGAUGGCUUCUUCUUUUUGUCAUCUCGCAAGGCAUCUUUACUAACCGGCAACAUUCAGCUGGUUGAAAUCGUGUUGAGUUGUGGAAAAUAAAAUCUAGGUGCCCAAGGUAUUAACAUUUCUUAUUGGGAGAUUGGUGAGAUCAACCAUAUCAAAAUUAUGGAAAAUAUGAAGAUAAAUGAAAGAUCUAGACGAAACUGGAAGCCUCUGGAAAGACCAAGAAUAAUAGGAAAUUAACAUUUAUGUCUUAUAUACUAUUCCAUAUUAGUUUAGGAAAUUAGGUUAAAUCAUUCACUAUAUAAAUCUAUGGAUCUUGUACUUCAUUCUCACGAGAGUCUAAUAUAAUUC
Molecule: messenger RNA, 426 nt
Organism: Eruca vesicaria subsp. sativa (arugula)
Lineage: Eukaryota; Viridiplantae; Streptophyta; Magnoliopsida; Brassicales; Brassicaceae
Source: the annotation of a GenBank genome assembly